GGAGCCCACUAAUCUGCUCAGCCAACCAGUUUGGGCACUUGGUGUCCGCUGUCCCUGCUGUCCCUGCCAGGCAGGCUCAGGGUGAACAUGGAGCCAGCGGUUGGGACCACACUGGGGACCCGGCUAGCACUCCUGGCGCUGGUGCUGGCCGCCUGCGGGAAGCUCGCACUGGCUCUGAAGUGCUACACCUGUCAGGAGCUCACGAGUGUGUCCAGCUGCAUCAGCAUCGCCACCUGCAACGCUAAUGAAACCAUGUGCAAGACCACAUUCUACUCCCUGGAGACCGUGUACCCCUUCCUGGGGGACUCCACGGUGACCAAGUCCUGUGCCAGCAAGUGUGAGCCCUCGGAUGUGGAUGGCAUCGGCCAGACGAGGCCAGUGUCCUGCUGCAACACAGAGCUCUGCAAUGUGGACGGGGCAUCUGCCCUGGAUGGUUCCUGUGGCCUCGCCUUGGCCCUGGCCCUGACGCUUAUCCCCCUCUUGAGGCUCUGACUCUAGACCAC
Messenger RNA from Microcebus murinus (gray mouse lemur), 503 nucleotides. It is a transcript of the gene LYPD2, whose product is annotated as LY6/PLAUR domain containing 2. The record is from RefSeq and is a predicted model, not a curated record. Gene Ontology annotation, cellular component: plasma membrane. Lineage: Eukaryota; Metazoa; Chordata; Mammalia; Primates; Cheirogaleidae.